GCCACAUACCCGGAGUGGGCUGGCUGCUCGUAGGGAUCUCCGCCUACCGUGCCUCCUGCGUGCACUGAAGAUGGCGGCCGUUGCGGGAAGGUUGCUCUGGUCUUCGGUUGUUCGGCGGCAUGGGAGUGCUAUUUCCCGGGGUAUUUCUGCCUCAGCAGUUCUUAGGCCUAUUACUUCUAGAAGAACCUGCUUGACAGACAUACUGUGGUCUGCCUCUGCCCAAGCAAAGUUUGCCUUUAGCACCAGUUCCGCAGUCCAUGCCCCUGCUGUCACACAGCAUGCACCCUAUUUUAAGGGCACUGCUGUUAUCAACGGAGAGUUCAAAGAGCUGAGUCUGGAUGACUUUAAGGGGAAAUACUUGGUGCUUUUCUUCUACCCUUUGGAUUUCACAUUUGUGUGUCCUACAGAAAUUGUUGCUUUCAGUGACAAAGCCAAUGAAUUUCAUGAUGUAAACUGUGAAGUAGUUGCAGUUUCAGUGGAUUCCCACUUUAGCCACCUUGCCUGGAUCAAUACACCAAGGAAGAAUGGUGGUUUGGGCCACAUGAACAUCAUGCUGUUGUCAGAUUUAACUAAGCAAAUAGCCCGAGACUAUGGAGUGCUAUUGGAAGGUGCUGGCAUUGCACUCAGAGGCCUCUUUAUUAUUGACCCUAAUGGUGUCAUCAAGCACCUGAGUGUCAACGACCUCCCAGUGGGCCGCAGCGUAGAAGAAACCCUCCGAUUGGUGAAGGCAUUCCAAUUUGUCGAGACCCAUGGAGAAGUCUGCCCAGCCAACUGGACACCAGAGUCCCCUACGAUCAAGCCAAGCCCAACAGCUUCCAAAGAAUACUUUGAGAAGGUCCAUCAGUAGGUCAUCCCAUGCUUGCUCUUCACCCAAAGCUUCUCAUGCCAAAAAAAAGAGCCCCAGCUUGAAUCCACUCAGUGCUCUGAAGAUUAUUUAUAGAACGGCAAAACCUCAUCAUGCUGUGUUUAUAAGGACUGUUCCACAAGCUUUGUUUUUUAAGACAGGCUCAGGCUCUGUAAAGGUGGCUAACUGCUUCCAUAAUCGUCCUUACCAGGGACUUCUUGAUGGCUAACCAGUUCUCCAUGAGUGUUUGGUGCCCAUUUCUUAGAUCAUGUCUUCAGAGGGUAAACAUUCUUCCUCUUAGCCUGCAGCAAACCUCUGUCUACAAUGAAGUAGCAAGUAGCACCAGCAUUUAAUGAAAGCUUCUGAUCAAGGUCCUGAAAUUUCCUUUUGAAUUUCUGUGUAUUAAACUUAAUUUCCCCAUUAUUUCUUAUUGUAUUCAUUAACUCACAGUGUCCUUUUGUGUUCUGAGGUAUUGAUGAGAUAUAAUCAUGAAGGAGUAUGUCUAAUCCAGUGGUUGUAUUUUUAAAACAGCAUAAUCAUUUUCUUUCUUCAAGUGCUGGAUGUAAAGUAUAGUAUAAAAAUAAACAUUAAAAUAUUUACAUUUUUGACAUCA
Molecule: messenger RNA, 1457 nt
Organism: Psammomys obesus (fat sand rat)
Lineage: Eukaryota; Metazoa; Chordata; Mammalia; Rodentia; Muridae
Gene: Prdx3
Product: peroxiredoxin 3
Exons: 7
Coding region: 71-847 (258 amino acids)
Biological process (GO): cellular response to stress; hydrogen peroxide catabolic process; cell redox homeostasis
Cellular component (GO): mitochondrion; cytosol
Molecular function (GO): thioredoxin peroxidase activity
Source: RefSeq, a predicted model, not a curated record